Messenger RNA from Opisthorchis viverrini, 459 nucleotides. RefSeq lists its product as hypothetical. Bases 1 to 459 code for a protein of 152 amino acids. The transcript is spliced from 3 exons. NCBI's taxonomy places the organism in Eukaryota, Metazoa, Platyhelminthes, Trematoda, Opisthorchiida, Opisthorchiidae. The record is from RefSeq and is a predicted model, not a curated record.
AUGUCGAUUGGAAAUCAAAUCUAUGAAUCCUAUUUGGAAGCAGUAUACCUUGGAGAACUGACCCGUUGUCUCCUGGGCCCCGUUGAUGUGACCUCCCAAAUGGACGAUGCGCGUACAGGGCCAUUUUGCACCAGGGUAAUCAUAUGGGACCCGGUAUCGGAACAUUAUUUUCAUUUUCAGGCAAACACACAAUCUGGAAAGAAAAUGACAACACGAACAUUACUGACACCGAUUAGCCGCCAUUUCCUUCAAAGUCUAUUGCCAAGCAUACACGGGGUCAGGGGGACCCCAUCCUUGAAGGCGUACAACAGCAACAAGACCCAAACUCUUCGUUAUCUCUUUCACGCCUUUCUGUCAAGUCAUGUGCUGUCCACCUCUCUGGCUCCGCGCCAUCCUGAAGAAGGCACGGAAAACAACUCUCAUCUCGGUAGACAGUGUUUCGGCAUGCAUAGCACAUGA